CUAUUUUCUUUACCAUACCCUUUUCAAAAUUUCAAUUCAUGACUUGACAUUAUAGUCAGUUGUAAACAAUAAUUGAAAGGAAAUGAUCGUGCCCUAUGGAAAUUGAAGAAAUUUUGUGGAGAUAAAGUUGAACACCAACUGUUCGACAUAUUGCUUGGCCUAAAAAGCUGAUAGUUUUUUUUAUACUCUUUCAUAAAUUGAAAUUUCAAUCUAUUGUAUCCCGAUGCUAGCGAGGAAGAUACUGUCCACCACCAAUUGCGGUGUAGUCUGGAAAGGAUUUGUUCGAUUUUCUUCUUCGAUCAAUCAUACACAUGAAAAAGUAACUCCAUUGCCCGUAGGCAAUAGCAAUAAGAUUCAUGGAAGUGGAUAUCACCUCUCACCGUUGUUCUCUCAUGGUAUACAUCAAAUGGAUGAUUGCAAACUUGAGAUUGUUGAUUCAGAUGCUUGGAAGGUUUCUUCUGACAUAGCUGAGGCAUGGAAAGGAACAAAAAGUUUGUCUGAAAGAAUUACCUUCUUUGAUGAUGAAUCAGUAGAUGAGGCAACUAAUUCUGAUCAAACCUCCAUUGAUUCUCCAGACUUUGAUGAGAUAGAGGAUAUGAGAAUUCGUGGGAGUCUUUUCUAUAAGCUCGAGAGAGAUUCCAAGGAGUAUGAUGAAUACACCAUUGAAUUUCAUCGCAGGAAUGCUUCCCAAAAUAAAAAUGACAAGAAAAAUGUUAGGGAUAAGAAAAGCUUGGAAGGGAAAUCGGUUUCUGGAUCUGAAAAUGGGCAAAAGCUAUUAAAGCUUGUUAGGAAAGAAGCUCCACCUCCUUCCAUUCAUGGAAUGGACACCUUUGUUGGAGAAGGGGUGAAGAAGGAAAGAAGAACUUUGACAUUUAACCAGAUGACAGAUCGAUACCAUGAGCCAUUUUGCUUGGACAUAUUCAUAUCAAAAGCAUCAGUUCGAGCUUGUAUUAUUCAUCGAGAAACUAGUAAAGUGGUCGUGGUGGCACAUUCGAUUUCAAAGGACAUGAAAUUUGAUUUAUCGUCAACCAGGAAUAAAACAGCUUGUUUUGCAAUAGGAGAGGCUUUAGCACAGAGAGCUUUGGCAGAUGAUAUCCACAAUGUGGUUUAUACACCAAGGAAAGAGGAGAAAUUGGAAGGAAAACUGCAGACCGUUCUUCACUCCAUCAUUGAUAAUGGUGUCAAUGUGAAGGUGAAGUUAAAGCAAUGGAAAAUGAAGAAAGCUGCUAGCCAUUAUGGAUUGGAGCAUCAAAGUUGGGAAAAACAAUGAACUUGAUGGACAAAGAAGGAAUAGAGAUGGGAGAAUUUACACUAAAUAACAAAUGAUUCAAACUCGGGAUAUCUCCUAUAUUGGUCAGCUCUAGCGGUUGUCCAUUUAGCAGCAUGGUUUUGCUAUGAAGGGAACCAUCUUUCGAAGUUAAAUGGUACUCUUCUCUCAAGCUUGGUACGUCGGAUGCUUU
Molecule: messenger RNA, 1460 nt
Organism: Impatiens glandulifera
Lineage: Eukaryota; Viridiplantae; Streptophyta; Magnoliopsida; Ericales; Balsaminaceae
Exons: 2
Coding region: 224-1270 (348 amino acids)
Biological process (GO): translation
Cellular component (GO): ribosome
Molecular function (GO): structural constituent of ribosome; 5S rRNA binding
Source: RefSeq, a predicted model, not a curated record